CAGACACUCCGUCAAAUUCCAUUCUAGACCUCUCGGAUUCUCACGAAAUAUCGUCAGCGGUAGGCAGAAAAGGCCUCAUCUUUGAGAUACAACGGGGAAGCGACACAACCCGAAUUGCGCGAGCGGGCGAUACCUCGAAGAGACUCAGUUAGCCAUCAGAUUUGGAGGAACUGGUGGCAGAAAACACCAGACUUUCGCAAGGGAAACAUCGCGACCAAAACAAAACCCGAUCACCAACACAGGGGCGGUCUUCUGCAAACCGACGUGAAACUACCUUAAAUCGACCACAAGAUUAUCACAAAGCUGACAAACAUAACCUCAUAAAAUUAUCACGCUUCCAUCACCGAGACACCACAUUGACAGCAGCCGCAGCCGCACCAAGCAAAUCAGAUAACAAAACCACGAUCAUCACCACUUUCCACUCCAUCGUUGCCCUUGAGAUCAUCAUCAACCUAAACCACAACCACACACCCAACCACACCACCUCCCAUCUCCCAAAAAUGGAAACAGCCCGCACCCUCCAUCGCCAAUUAACCACCGACUUCCCCACCACCUCCCUCCCCAUCCCCUCCCUCUCCUGGCUCACCACUUUAAUCCCGUCCAACAUCUCUCGCACACCCCCUCUCCCCUCUCUCCUCGCCACCGCUCGCUCGCGGCUUCUUUCCUCCGACCUGUGCACUCCCGGCCUGUUAGACGCCAACUGGGUACCCAGUCACUGUUUCCCCGGUUCCUUAACGGGCCAAUCUUUGCCGGGGGCGGUGGGGUACGUAAACUCGCAGGAGCAGAUACUAGACCGGGACGUAGUCGUGCAGGUGUUGGAUGUAGAGAAUUUGAACAGAAGUAAAUGGGAAGUCGUCGAGGAGUUGGAGGCUAUUGAGAGGGGGGAGCAGACCCGCGGUCGUGAAGUCAUCCGCCUCCCUACCUCCAACAACACCGACGGCGACGGCGAAGGGGAGGGGGAGGGGAUAGAUAUGGGCGAUGGCGGGACGCAAACCCAAACUGCUGCCUUUGCACAAAACAGCACAGCACAACAACAAGCAGCCCAACAAGCUGCUCGGGAAAGGAAAAACGCCACGCACAAAUUAACACUCCAAGAUUCCUCAGGGCAGAGGCUCUAUGCGUUGGAGUUGAAGCGGGUAGAGGAGAUUUCGGUGCCGCAGUCUGUCAAUGGAAAAAUGAUUGGCGGAACGCCGAUAGGGUGUAAGUUGGUACUCAAAAGGGGGACCAAAGUGGCGAGGGGGGUGGUGUUGUUGGAGCCGAGCAUGGUCAAAGUGUUGGGCGGGAAGGUGGAAAGCUGGGGGAGGGUUUGGGAAAGGGGGAGGUUGGAGAGGUUGAGGGGGGAGGUCAGUCAGCAGGGUAGGUAGUGUCUCGCUCCCGUUGUUUGGCUGCGAUAGCGAUAUUUUAAAGGAGGCCUGGGGCGUCAAGGGAUCAAGACAGGAGGAAAUGAAAAAAUUCAGACAUCGGGCAUGAAGGUAUGAACACACAAAGUCAUGAAGAGGCAAGGACAUGUAGACAUUAGUCCCAAUCAAUUCUCUUUCUUUGA
This is a messenger RNA of Neurospora tetraspora, 1543 nucleotides long. RefSeq lists its product as uncharacterized. The transcript has a single exon. The record is from RefSeq and is a predicted model, not a curated record. The coding region runs from base 501 to 1364 and encodes 287 amino acids. NCBI's taxonomy places the organism in Eukaryota, Fungi, Ascomycota, Sordariomycetes, Sordariales, Sordariaceae.